AUGCAGUGCGUCACUGCGCCGUGCCCGUCGCGGCCAGCCCUGGCGGCGGGCAGCGGGCAACGUCCCGGGUACAGCAGGCCUCGCCGCGACGGGUCCCGCAACGCUGCGGCGCCGUUGGUGCCGUGCGGGGUCUCUGGACGUCGCGUGUGUGUUGUGCGCGCGUUCAACCCGAUUUCUUGGUUCAAGAAGGGCGAGGACGGGGAGCAGCAGACCGGCGCCGUGGACUUCGUCCCCGAUCGCACCGGGCGCGAGGGGCCGCUCCCCGAAUUCGACGUCACUGCCGCCGUACUCCUCGCGAAAUGCGCCUUCGAUGCCUACAACGAUCCGACUGGGGCGAUGGCGAUGCGGCAGACGGUGGCCAACAGCACCGCGGUGACCUACUUCUCGCGCCCGUUCGUCGCCGCGGCGUACAGCAGCAUCCUCCAGGUCCGCAACAUCAAGGGCCAGGGCCUCGCCGCGCGCGACAUCACCGGCAGCAGCGACCCGUACCUGCGCAUGAGCGUCGGCGACAGCGUCGCGGAGACCAAGACGCAGAUGAGGACGCUCGACCCGGAAUGGAAGGGCGAGCGCCUCGUCCUGUACGUCCCGCGCGACGCAGACCGCAUCCGCGUGCGCUGCAACGACUACGACCUGAUGUCCGAGGACGAUCUCAUCGGUGACACGAUCCUGCCGCUCUCCGCGGUCGAGCCGGGCGGGUGGCAGCCCCUGGAGCUCAAGCUACGCGGCCCCGACGGGGACGCGGGGACGCUGACGAUGGAGGUGCGCGUGAUGCCGUUCAAGCUCGGCGAGGACAGGUCGGGCAGCCGCAUCUCGGGGGCGCUGGAGCGGGUGCAGCAGUCGCUGACGCCGCAGUUCCUGAAGGAGGGCCUCGCGGGCAGCCAGGACGACGGGGAGAGCGACGACGCGUGGGCGGCGCUGGCCGAGGCGAUCUCGAAGGACCUGAUCGUCCCCCUGGACUACAAGCCCAUUGCGUUCGUGGACAACGACAAGACCGGGACGCAGCUGUGGAUCUACUGCGACGAGGUGCACCGCCAGGUGGUCGUGUCGUUCCGCGGCACGGAGCAGACGGAGUGGAAGGACCUCCUGACCGACGCCAUGCUGUCGCCGGUGGUGCUGGACGACGACGGCACGAUCACGAACAAGGACGCGAAGAUGCGGCCGGCGAUCGCGCAGGCCGCCGACAUGGUAGGGCAAGAUCCCUGCGUGCACGGCGGGUUCGCCGAGGCCUAUUUGUCGGUGCGGGGCAAGGUGACGGCCUUGGUUGACCAGAUCAUUUCGCCGCAACAGUGGCCGGACGUGCCGGGGGAUCAGCAGUGGACCAUUCUCGUAACGGGGCACUCGCUCGGCGGCGCGCUGGCGACGCUGUGUGCGUACGACCUGGCAGGGCGGCCAUGGGAGACGGCAGGCGUGGCGCGGCCCGACAUUAGGAUGUACAACUUCGGUUCCCCGCGCGUUGGGAACAUUGUCUUUGCGCAGAAUUUCGACGAGCGCGUGCCGGACGGGUGGCGCAUCACCAACGAGCGCGACAUUGUGUGCACAGUGCCUCGCCUGAUGGGCUACAGCCACGUGGGGCGGCGCGUCGCGAUCGCUGGCGACGGCGGCAAGGUGGAGGUGGACGGGCCAGUCAAGGAGGUGUUCGAGGGCAAGGAGGCUGGCGCGAUACUGCCCGCGGUGGUGCAGGACUUGCAGGCAAUGGUGGACGACGCGCCUGGGCUCGUGCAGCGGCUGGUGAGCGCGGACGAGGACGACGGGUCCCGGAAGAAGACCAUGGUCGAGAAGCUGCUGAACGAGGAGUUGGAGAUUCUGUCGCGGUUGAUGGACGGGAGUGCGCUGAGCAGUCACAUGGAGGACCAGUACCUGACAGCGCUUACAGUGCUGGUGUCAGGGCCUGCGAAGGACGGCACCGGCGCUGAUGGCGAGGACGCGGUAGCUGUGGCGGAGGAAUGA
Molecule: messenger RNA, 1947 nt
Organism: Pedinophyceae sp. YPF-701
Lineage: Eukaryota; Viridiplantae; Chlorophyta; Pedinophyceae
Source: the annotation of a GenBank genome assembly